CGGUAAUUAGUGUAAACCCUUUGUCUGCCUUUGAUACGCACAGCUUCUCGCUGCCGAACUUCCUCCGCCUGGAGCUCGGGCUCGGAGGGGGGCCAGACCCCGACCCACGGUUGUACAGGGUCUGGAGGCCCUGGGCCCUGCGCCGGUGACCGCGCCCCCACCCUAGUGGAGACCUGCGAGAUGUUGCCGAGCCCCACGCUGCCGCUGCUGCUGCUGCCGCCGCUGCUACUUGGGGCCCUCCCGCCGGCGGCCGCAGCUCGAGGCCCUCCAAGAAUGGCAGACAAGGUAGUCCCACGGCAGGUGGCCCGGCUGGGCCGCACUGUGCGACUGCAGUGCCCAGUAGAGGGGGACCCACCACCUCUGACAAUGUGGACCAAGGAUGGCCGCACGAUCCACAGUGGCUGGAGCCGCUUCCGGGUACUGCCCCAGGGACUGAAGGUGAAGGAGGUGGAGGCGGAGGACGCAGGCGUGUACGUGUGCAAGGCCACCAAUGGCUUCGGCAGCCUCAGCGUCAACUACACCCUCAUCGUGAUGGAUGAUGUUGGCCCAGGGAAGGAGAGCCUGGGGCCCAGCAGCUCCUCAGGGGGCCAGGAGGACCCCACCAGCCAGCAGUGGGCACGACCCCGAUUCACGCAGCCCUCCAAGAUGCGACGGCGGGUGAUUGCCCGGCCUGUGGGCAGCUCUGUGCGGCUCAAGUGUGUGGCCAGUGGGCAUCCUCGGCCUGACAUCAUGUGGAUGAAAGAUGACCAGGCUCUGAUGCGGCCGGAGGCCAGUGAGCACAGGAAGAAGAAGUGGACCCUGAGUUUGAAGAACCUGCGUCCUGAGGACAGCGGCAAGUACACGUGCCGCGUGUCCAACAGGGCAGGCGCCAUCAAUGCCACCUACAAGGUGGAUGUGAUCCAGCGUACUCGCUCCAAGCCCGUGCUCACGGGCACACACCCGGUGAACACGACGGUGGACUUCGGGGGCACCACCUCCUUCCAGUGCAAGGUGCGCAGCGACGUGCGGCCUGUGAUCCAGUGGCUAAAGCGUGUGGAGUACGGGGCCGAGGGCCGCCACAACUCCACCAUCGACGUGGGUGGCCAGAAGUUCCUAGUGCUGCCCACGGGCGACGUGUGGUCCCGGCCGGACGGCUCCUACCUCAACAAACUGCUCAUCUCACGGGCCCGCCAGGAGGACGCGGGCAUGUACAUCUGUCUGGGUGCCAACACCAUGGGCUACAGCUCCCGCAGCGCCUUCCUCACCGUGCUCCCAGACCCCAAGCCACCGGGGCCACCUGUGGCCCCCUCAUCCUCGGCCACCAGUCUGCCGUGGCCUGUGGUCAUCGGCAUCCCAGCGGGCGCUGUCUUCAUCCUGGGCACUGUGCUGCUGUGGCUCUGCCAGGCCAAGAAGAAACCCUGUGCCCCCGUGCCUGUGCCUCUGGCACCUGGGCACCGUGCCCCCGGGGUGGCUCGGGACCGCAGUGGUGGUGACAAGGACCUACCUGCCCCGGCCGCUGGGCUGUGUGCAGAACACGGGCCCCCAGCUGGCCCCCAGCACCUGCUUGGCCCAGGCCCGGCAGUUGGCCCCAAGCUGUACUCCAGGCUGUACACGGACGUGCACACACACACGCACACACACUCACACACACACUCCCACGUGGAGGGCAAGGUCCACCAGCACGUUCACUACCAGUGCUAGGCAGCAGCCACCUCACGGCUGUGUCCCCGGGUGGGUAGGGAGGCCGGAGGGAGGCAGGUCAGGACUGAGGGAGAGAGGCAGCACCCUGGGUUCCCUGCACAAGGCACACGUUGGCCACGCACAUGGACAUGCUGGCAAGUGGACACACACAGGCCAUGGACACGUGUGGACCAAGGGGCACACACACCAGGGGACACAUGUUUACCAGGGGACACAUACACCAGGAGACACGUGCAGAUCAGGGAUACACGCAUCAGGGGACACACACACAGGACACAUGUGCAGACCAGGGGACAUACACACCAUGGGACACACACAUACCAGGGGACACAUCCUCAUCAGGAGACACACACACCAGGGGACACACAUCAGGGGACACAGGCUUAGCAGGGGACACACCAGGGGAAACAGGUUUACCAGGGAACACUUCCACCAGGGGACAUGUGUGCAGACAGGGGACACACACACACACCCCCUGGGACAUAUGUGCAGACCAGGGGACACAUCCUCACCAGGGAACACAGGCUUACUGGGGGACAUACACACACCAGGGGAGACACACACCAGGGGACACAUACCAUGGAACACAUACACACCAGGGGACACACACACACGGACGAGUCCUGGCAGACCGGGGUGUUGUGACCGUGGCUAGUAGAUGAAGGACUCUCCCUGCCCUGUGAGGAGGGCUUCACGGUCUCCAGGGUCACUCUCCCACGCCUCCACCUGUGUCCCUGCCCAUCUUGGUUGCUGGUCUGCCUCUACCACCUGUGUGCCCAGGCAUCCACCAGCACCCUGGCCUGGGGGUGGAGUAGCUGGGGGAGGCUGGGGCUGGGGGGACGUGCCGUCCUCCCCCACUGCCAGAGGGAGGGGGCCUUGAUAUUUAUGUUUAGAUGAAGGAGGUCUGGGCUGCAGGACCCUGGCCUGGCCUGCCGCCAUGCUGGUGUCCACACCCACAAGCCCUGCCCGGGCAGCCCGGGCCUCUGUGAGUUCAUGUAGAGUCUGAGCUGAAGCCUCGUAUAUUUAAUUUAUUUUGUUAAAACCGUGUGCAUCCCGUU
Messenger RNA from Ictidomys tridecemlineatus (thirteen-lined ground squirrel), 2738 nucleotides. The record is from RefSeq and is a predicted model, not a curated record. NCBI's taxonomy places the organism in Eukaryota, Metazoa, Chordata, Mammalia, Rodentia, Sciuridae.